This is a messenger RNA of Theileria parva strain Muguga, 969 nucleotides long. RefSeq lists its product as uncharacterized. The record is from RefSeq and is a predicted model, not a curated record. NCBI's taxonomy places the organism in Eukaryota, Apicomplexa, Aconoidasida, Piroplasmida, Theileriidae. The transcript has a single exon. Bases 1 to 795 code for a protein of 264 amino acids.
AUGGCAAAUUUAUAUUAUAUUCCAGGUUACAAAUUACUUUUAUCCAAAAUAUCCGAAAAGAAGACUGAUUUGGAACUAUUAUCGCAACCAUUUUACACGGUCUCAGAAAUUCCCAAAUUCCUCUCAAAUCGCAUCUCACAAACUGAUACAACAGAUGUAAAACAACAUAAUAUUUAUAUAGAAGAACAUAAUACUGAUUUAGAAGAUAAUUCUGUUGUGGAAGAAGAUAUUAAUUUAUAUAACAAUUAUAAAACGAUAAAUAUAAUUUUACAAUUUGGAGAUACAAAAAGUCUGGAAAAUAUUAAUUGUUUAAAUGAAUACUAUAAGGAUUAUAUAAUACUAUUGGCUGGAGAUCCAACAGGAUGCGUACACAUCCUAAUAAGUAAACAAUUAUUACUCAAAAAUAAUUUAAUACAAAACAAAUACAAUGGAAAAAUUAACAGUGAUUUAAAAUUAUCACAGGGCAAACCAUUUGAAAAAGACGAGGAAGGACAUUUGGAGGAGGAAUUAACUCCAAAAUCAGAAAAAGUGUGUGAGGUAGAUGAAAUGGAAUCUUCUUCUAAUAGUGAAAAGGCUGAGAUAAAAAAUAAUUUAUUACUAUCAGAACGAGUCUACAGUCUACUGAACGUUGGAAUUGUAAUAGUGUAUAAUAAAAUCUAUUUACAAGCCCUGGAAGAUACUAAAUUUAUAUGUUGUACGAAAUGUGAGAAUGGAAUCCCAGAAGUUACACCUAAUUUUAUCAACUAUAGUAAUAAUAUAACAAAAUUAUUAAAUUGUGACAUGAAGCAAUGUUAGAGAAUAAUUUUUACAAGUUAAGUUACACUGAUUCUCAUACCACACAUUGCAACUUUAUAGCACAUACAGGAAUCUUAUGGCACAUAUUGGAAUCUAACUUUAAAUUGUAUUUAAAACGAUUUUUAACUUCCCAAAAUUGGUAUUUAAAUUUUAAUAUUUAACCAUUUAACAUGA